AUGAAGACUUUAUUCGACCAUACAAAGAAGCUCUACACCCAUGAGGCGUUUCUCUCAGCUGAUGAACUCAAGUUCGAACAGCCCGAGCAGCGCGCGACUAUCCGUAGGGUCAACCUGGCCACUUUUGUUUCCUCGGUUUUCGGAUCCCAAGAAGUUGGAUUUUUUCACCUUAACGAGCAUUUCCUCGACACGUUCGUUCCCGACGGUGGCAGGCUUUUGAAGUCUCAAGGUGCUUUGUAUUUGGAUCUCAAAACUCAGGCCUAUAUUUCUGCGAUGUCCACCAACGAACGCGGCAAGGAGGAUAUCUUGCUUGAUUUGUUCCCAGAUGACAUGAACUCUAUCCUUCUGAACCGAAAGCCCGGAGCCAAGCAAUUGACACCCAGCGAACUCGAUUUCGUUCAUAGGUUGGCUCAGAGGAAACAGCACUUGAUGAUGAUACCUGAUGACGUGAAUUUGAGCGAAAAGUAUGUCUGGCAGGAAUUCUUGAAAGAGGUUAGUUGGUAUGUUAGCAAGAAUUAUGAGUCCAUUAUUCGUCGUAUUAGAAAGCGUAAAUCGCCUUCUCUUUCUAAUGUUCGAACGCCUACUUUCGGUCGCACGGGGUCCCCGCUUGGGGGCAGGCGUUCCGUGUCUCAUGGGCUAGAAGAAAGGAACAGCAGUCCCCUUCCGCGCUCUAAGUCUGAAACUCCAAAUGGUGGAGAAGUGUCGGCCGCCCAACUGGCUCUCGAAAACGAGCUCUUUGGCACCAACACUAGCAUUGCAAUGUCACUCGGGGCCCCUCCCCCCCAACCGUCACCACCCCAGAGCGCACCUACCCAGGUCCUUUACGAGCGCGCCCGCAUGGCCGCAACCGCAAAGGCCUCGCCUAAUGCUCGCCGUGCAGGCCUCCCAUCUCAACGCCGGCCCUGGACUACUGAGGAGGAGAACGCGCUCAUGGCCGGCCUCGACCGUGUUAAAGGCCCACAUUGGUCGCAGAUCCUCGCAAUGUUUGGUCCUGGCGGAACAGUUAAUGAAGUUCUUAAGGAUCGCAACCAAGUCCAACUAAAGGAUAAAGCUAGAAACCUCAAGCUAUUCUUUUUAAAGUCGAACAUUGAAGUCCCUUAUUAUCUCCAGUUUGUUACAGGCGAACUCAAGACACGCGCUCCCGGUCAAGCAGCCAAACACGCGGCCAAAAAGGCCACCGCUGCAAGCGCCUCUGAAGACGCCGCUCACGUCGCUGCUGUUACGGCUCUCGGACAGGCUCGCAAUAUGACUCACCUGAGUCAGACAAUCGAUAUGAACCAGGUUGUGGCGGCAGCGGCCGGAGGGUCAGGGGAAGGCAGCUCUUCCCAGGAGGAAUCCCACCAAGGCUCUGUCGCUCCAAUGGCAGAUAUGGGAAUGGGAGUCGAUAUGGUUGCCGCUGAUCAGCUUCAACAACACAAUCAUCUUCAGCAGCAGCACGAUCAACUUCCCCACCACGAUGCCUCUACCAUAACCAAUACUCCUGAUACCCCUCCUACCCAUCACCGUUCCGAUACCACCCCUACUCACGAAAUUUCUAACACCAUCACCAUCCAUCACCAACACGAUGGUAGAAUCGACCCCGUCCUUAUGAUGAGCAGCGUCUCUGCGAUAGAAACCGCGCCCAAUACCCCCCAGGUGGUUGAUGGUGAUCUUCAAAACCAACUCCAAACUUAA
This is a messenger RNA of Tuber melanosporum (Perigord truffle), 1674 nucleotides long. RefSeq lists its product as uncharacterized. The coding region runs from base 1 to 1674 and encodes 557 amino acids. Gene Ontology annotation, biological process: telomere maintenance via telomere lengthening. Lineage: Eukaryota; Fungi; Ascomycota; Pezizomycetes; Pezizales; Tuberaceae. Gene Ontology annotation, molecular function: double-stranded telomeric DNA binding; protein homodimerization activity. The record is from RefSeq and is a predicted model, not a curated record. The transcript is spliced from 2 exons.